AUGGUGCAGCAUCCGAAGUGUGUGGGCGUGGCAGUCAGAGAGCGUCUUUGUGUUCCAGGAGACGCUGCAUUAAUUGUUGGAAAGAGGAGAAUUUCUGUUCUUGAGUUUAGCACGUCACCAAAGCCAGUUAAAUUGACCUCUCAUGGUUAUUUUGAUUUUUUUUCUGCAGGUGAUCUGCUGGUACAGGACGAAGAGGGCUACUACUACUUCGUCGACCGUCUGGGCGAUACUUUCCGUUGGCGAGGUGAGAACGUCUCCACCACAGAGGUGGAGAACAUUGUCUCCAGGGUGAUAAACUUUGCGGACUGCGCUGUCUACGGAGUAGAGGUGCCUCACAACGAGGGCCGAGCCGGUAUGCUCAGUCUGGUUUCCAAUCCUGGCAGUCGGAAACGAACCAGUAGCGUCAGUGCCGGUGCUGGCCCCGGCGAUGCCGAUGUCAGUCCCGCUGAACAGCUGGCUAGAGAGACUCAAGCCCUCAAUGACCUAGCGGUCACCUUCGCCGCCCAGCUGCCUGUCUACGCACGUCCGCUGUUUGUGCGCUUCAGC
This is a messenger RNA of Dibothriocephalus latus, 546 nucleotides long. NCBI's taxonomy places the organism in Eukaryota, Metazoa, Platyhelminthes, Cestoda, Diphyllobothriidea, Diphyllobothriidae. The record is from the annotation of a GenBank genome assembly.